UGAGAGUGGUGUGAGUUGUGGUGCUGUCCUCCGACACUUGUGGUACAUCCUGCCUCUCCUGUGCUUUCCUGCCAGGCUGAGUGACAGUCCUCAGCGGGCAAGAGGAGUGGAAGGAGAGCACACCUCGUGCCUUCGACUGCGGGAGGAUUGCUGAGCUUCUGGCUGCCUUCUCCCUGCUCAGAGUAGUUCCCAAGAGAAAAACUUCCCCACAUGGCAAGUAGGAACGCCUUAAAUCAUGAACUUUCUAAGCUUUUCAAUGAGAUGUGGGAUGCAGAUGUUCACUGCCUUAGGCCUGGGAAAGACUACACAAUUGAUGUGCAGGGAAAAGCGGGUCCAGCACAGCAAGGUAACAAUGCUGUCCAGGACAACGCAGCCAGACAUCUGUUUCACAAUGUACGCGAAGAACGCCUGAGGAGCAUAAAAACUUUUGCAACCUUUAUUUCCUUAUUGGACAACUAUGAGACACUAACUGGUGUAGCAGAAGUAGUGACUCCAGAAGAAAUAGUUGAAAACAAUUGUUUCCUUGAUGCUAUGUUAGCAACAGAAGUCAUGCAACUAGCUCAUGACAAUCUGCUGAAAAAAAACCUAGCAAGGCCAAACCUUGCUGAUUUCAAACAUCAGCUUUAUGACAUCUGGUUCCAGCUCUAUGCCAGGAAAGAAGGAGACAGAUCUGAUUCUUGUGGUUUUGAACACGUUUUUGUUGGAGAAACAAGGCAUGGUAAAGAGAUCUUAGGUUUGCACAACUGGGUGCAAUUUUACCUUCAGGAAAAGCGCAACCAGACUGACUACAAGGGAUACGUAGCUCGGAAGAACAAAACCAGGCCUGAUAAAGAUGACCAAGUUUUGAGCAUCCAGUUCAGCUGGAAGGGGUCAGUCAAACCCGGAAGCACCUUUAUUGGUGUCAGCCCGGAGUUUGAAUUUGCCCUUUACACAGUCAUUUUCCUGCUGUCUGAAGAAAGAGUUACACCUGAAACAGUGAAAAUAGAUGAGUACGAACUACAGAUGGUUGUCUGGCGCCAUGGGCACCACAUUGGAACAGCAUAUCCAGUACUGCUCAGCACCACUAGUGAAGAUUAGUGGAGUGAGCAGGGAACUUCUUUUUUUAAAUUGAGGGAAAGGAGGAGUGGUGGAGAGAGGAGGAAUGGAUGGGGGUUGGACAGGACCAGACAGCAAAGUUAAUAUGUUGUUUUAUACAACUCAUUCCAAGUAAAAAUUGAUUACUCCAUCUCUUUUCGUCUGCAAUGGAAUAUUUAAUCAGUAGUGUGCUGUAACACUGUCUGAGAAACCAUGAAACAUACUCCUGCUUGCAUUAAAUUUACAUCUAAAUUACAUCAGUUUUCCCUUCUGCAUGACAGCACUGUACUUUUCAGCAAAUAAUGGCAUUUAGGAAAAGGUUCUAUUAAAAUUGAUAUACAUAUUUCUCUUAGUUUUUAGUCACUGCAUAUCUAAAAAAGCAAUAACCACACAUUGCUUACACUUUACCUUCCAGACAGAAGCUUUUAUUUGGUACAGGCAGAUAUCCAGGAUGUUUUAGUCUCCUCUUCUCAUUCCAUAAGAGGUUAAUUUCAAAUGCAUUAUUACAAUACAAUGACCUGGACACACAGGGAACACAUUUAGGUGGGGAGAUGGUCAUCAGAUCCACAGCAGGCCUUAAAAUAUUUUGUUUCUUUAACACAAUUUUCAUAUACUCCCUAUGUAUUCCUGAAACACCUGGAUGACAACUUCAAGCUACAGGUACUAAGAGGGCUGACUAGCAAAGAUGCCCUCCCUCCUUGAUUUGUUGCUUGUCAACAGAGAGGAUCUUGUGAUCCUCUUGAGUGGAGAUUGGUGGCUGUCUUGGCCACAGUGACCAUGAAGCCAUCAAGUUUAAAAUCUCUGGUGACAGGAGGAGAAGUGCCAACAAAACUUAAACCCUGGACAUGGGAAGAAGCGACUUCGGGUCCCUCAGGGAACCAGUAAGUAAAUUCCCACUUUGUAGUGGUUUUGGUUCAUCAAUUUGAGAUUUUUAAGAUCUUGAAUUCAAGAUUUUGAGAAAAAAAAUUAGGUUUUUUUAUUGUUUUUUUUUUU
Messenger RNA from Motacilla alba alba, 2067 nucleotides. RefSeq names its product poly(U)-specific endoribonuclease-A-like. The transcript is spliced from 7 exons. The coding region runs from base 211 to 1077 and encodes 288 amino acids. Lineage: Eukaryota; Metazoa; Chordata; Aves; Passeriformes; Motacillidae. The record is from RefSeq and is a predicted model, not a curated record. Gene Ontology annotation, molecular function: RNA endonuclease activity.